Messenger RNA from Pyrgilauda ruficollis (rufous-necked snowfinch), 2261 nucleotides. RefSeq names its product protein unc-13 homolog A-like. Gene Ontology annotation, molecular function: diacylglycerol binding; calmodulin binding; syntaxin-1 binding. The record is from RefSeq and is a predicted model, not a curated record. NCBI's taxonomy places the organism in Eukaryota, Metazoa, Chordata, Aves, Passeriformes, Passeridae. Gene Ontology annotation, cellular component: synaptic vesicle membrane; terminal bouton; neuromuscular junction. Bases 120 to 992 code for a protein of 290 amino acids. The transcript is spliced from 9 exons. Gene Ontology annotation, biological process: dense core granule priming; synaptic vesicle maturation; presynaptic dense core vesicle exocytosis.
AGGCCAAGUAUGAUGGGCCCCAAGAGAAGUUUAACACCUACGUGACCCUGAAGGUGCAAAAUGUCAAGAGCACGACCAUUGCAGUACGGGGCAACCUGCCCUCCUGGGAGCAGGACUUCAUGUUUGAGAUCAAUCGGCUGGACUUGGGCCUGACUGUGGAGGUGUGGAACAAAGGGCUCAUCUGGGACACCAUGGUGGGCACGGUGUGGAUCCCCCUCCGGACCAUCAGGCAGUCCAAUGAGGAGGGCCCUGGGGAAUGGCUCACACUCGACUCCCAGGUCAUCAUGACCGACAACGAGAUUUCAGGCACCAAGGAUCCGACUUUCCACCGCAUCCUCCUCGACACGCGCUUUGAGCUGCCGCUGGAUAUCCCUGAAGAGGAGGCCAGGUACUGGGCCAAGAAGCUGGAGCAGCUUAACGCGAUGCGGGACCAGGAUGAUUAUGCCUUCCAGGAGGAGCAGGAAAAACCUCUGCCUGUGCAUGGCUCACAGUGCUGCAACUGGAAUUAUUUUGGCUGGGGAGAACAGCAGAACGAUGACCCUGACAGUACCGUGGAUGACCGGGACAGUGACUACCGCAGUGAGACCAGCAACAGCAUCCCCCCACCCUACUACACCACGUCCCAGCCCAACGCCUCUGUGCACCAGUACCCCAUGAGGCACCAGCAGCAGAGCUCCCGCGACUCCUACACUGACUCCAUGCAGAGCUACGAGAUGGACUACUCGGACCAGGCUCCCAUCAGACGCUAUGGUAGCGUAGACUCUGCCGCAAACGGACGCAGCGACGCUGAGUCCGGUUCUGAGUCGAGCAGGCGGACCAGCCGCCAGCCUUCCCUUGAGAGCAGGCGGUCCCUAGACCUAUCGGAUAGGUGGGUCGCUACCUGUGCCGUGUGCCGUGUGCCGUCGCAGAGUGCUGUGGUCGGUCCUUGCAGCCAUGGUGAGGCCAACACCAGUCCUGGCAAGGGCGGCCUUGUGCCACCCUCCCCACCCUGAAUCAGCCUGGUACAGGGACAGCUUUGGGAUGCUCCAGGUGUCCCCCCAGCCCCUCUUGCUGCUGCACCCAGUUCAUGGGGUGACAUCCCGGCAUCCUGGUCCCACUUGCUGCCACUGCGACUGUCUGGCAGCACUGCUGCCUGUUCCUUGUCAUGUCAGUGGGUGUGGGACUGGGCCCUUGGGGACUCAAAUGCCAUCCCCUGUUCCUGGUCAUCUGCCAGGGUAUGCCUGUCUGGGCAAAAGCUUCAUGCAGUGAUUUGGGAUCCUACGAUGUGCCACGAGCACCUCUCCCAGCUCUGGCCAGGAUCAAGAUGGGGAGGUGUGGGGUUUCAAGUGUGAGCUGUGUCUCCUGCAUCCCUGUACCCCAAGUGCUCCUUCCCAAGGUACCUGGAUGAUGCCAGUACCCGUCCCAGCUGGGACCAGCCUGAGCCAUCCCCCAGCACUCUCUUCCCUGCGGUGUCCCCUGGCUUCCCACAGCCUGGUUCAACCACUCUGGGCUCUGCCCAGCCCAGCCCCUCGCCUUUGUCCCCCCAUGCACCCCCUGAGCCCUGGCUGCCAGUGCUGGAGAUGUGGUGUCGGCCUCUUCCUCGGCAUGUCCCUGUCCUGUCUGCAUGUCUGCUUCUGUCAGCCUGUCCCCACGGAGCCACGGGGCUGCCCUGUCCCUGGCAGCCUCCGUGGGCACAGGGCCCCUGUGGGCCUCCCAGUGCAGGCAGCUGUGAAAGGAGAGGGCUAGAAGGGCUGGGGGGGCAGAUGGGGUGGGGUAAGGAGUCUGGCCUGGCAGCAAGAGCAGAGAGGAGCCCCCUGGGUAGGGAUGGUGUCAAGAGGAGUGAGGGGGUUGAGGGGGUGUCUUGGGGUGGGGGUACCUGGGAGGGCUGCGCGGAGCACGGGUGACAGAUCUGUGUGUCAGGGGCAGGACAGGGUGUCUGGCAGCAGCGGGAGGCAGGAUCUGGCUGGGGGUGCUGCUGCCCCCACCCCUGGCUGGGGUGAGCCUAGGAGACAGACACUGUCAGCCCCAUCCCCACUGUCAGCCCAGGCACAGGCAGGGAGCUCAGAGUGCCCCUGCUUGGGGGGCUGGUUCCAGCCGAUGGAGUUUCCUGGUUCUGUGCCUUCAGCUCCCAGGAUGAGGAGCCCAAUGCUCCCGAUGGGAGCUGCACAUCCUCCCGCCCCUGGUGCAGGGCCCCGGGGCUCUGCCUGGGGUGACACGGACCCAUGGGAGCCCUGUCCUUGUGUCCCCUCGCCCCUCAGCCCCACAGGGAGCAGCCGCUACGC